Molecule: messenger RNA, 939 nt
Organism: Pyricularia grisea
Lineage: Eukaryota; Fungi; Ascomycota; Sordariomycetes; Magnaporthales; Pyriculariaceae
Exons: 1
Coding region: 1-939 (312 amino acids)
Molecular function (GO): hydrolase activity
Source: RefSeq, a predicted model, not a curated record
AUGCGAUCCCACGCACUUCUUCUCUCGACGCUCGCCAUUUCACCCUCGGCCAAACCCCCGGCCGGCGCAUGGGACACACACGUGCACGUCCUCAACCCGUGCCAGUUCCCUUACUCGCCCAACCGGACCUACACCCCUGAGCCAGCACCCCUGUCGUCGCUAAUCGCAAACUCGUACACGGACAACAUCGUCAUCGUCCGCGCCUCCGUCGACAGCGGCCCGGCAGGCGCCCUUUACGCUCUGAAGACCGCGCGCGCCGAGUACCCGGGCCGCAGCUUCCGCGCGACCCUGGACCUGACGGACGUGCAGGACGCCUCGGCCGCGGAUUUCGACGCGCUGCACGCGGCGGGCGUUAGGGCUCUGCGGCUGUACGGGCCCGGGGACGUGGGCAGCAACGUGACUUGGGUGCAGGGCCUACUGCGGGCGGCGGCGGAGCUGGACGGCGUCAGGCGGCUGGGGUGGGCCGUAUCGGCGAUGCUGCCGCUGGCGACGUUCGCCGCGCUCGAGGACAGCCUGCUGCACGACCCGGCCCUGGCGCACCUGCGGCUGAUCGCCGAACAUAACGGCAGCGCGACGCCCAGCGAUCGCGCGUCCGGCGACUUCCAGGCCCUGCUAAACCUGCUGUCCGCCGGCAGGCUGUGGGUAAAGCUUGGCGCCCUGCACCGGCAGUCGCCCGGCGACGUGCACCUGAUGAAGGAAGUGGUCACCGCCAUGACCCAGGCCGCGCCCGCCGCCAUGCUCUGGGGCAGCGACUGGCCGCACGUAAACAGCACCAACAAGGGGCUGGUUCCGGGGCCGCCGCUUGUCGUCGACACCGCGGCGGAGCUGGAGGCCAUCCACAACUGGGUUGGGGAGAAAGUAUGGCAGGCUAUGUUUGUCGGGAAUCCGGAGGUUUUCUUUGGAGAUUUAGGGAAGGCCACCCUUGUGCAGAAUCCGUAA